CGGGCGGCACGGGGCCCCUCCCCCUCCCUCCGCUCGCCAGCCCCCGCCGCCCGCGCCCGGCGGAGGGGAGGGGCCCGGCGGCCGGCGCGAAGCCCCCAGCCCGGCCGAGGCGCGGGGCGGGGCCGCGGCGUCCCCUCCCCGCAGGCACCUGGGCGGCGGCGGCUCCCGCGCUCCGGCGGGGCUGGGUGCGGCGCCGCUCGGGUCCCCGCCGCGGAGCCAGGUGCGCGCGGACGCCGGCCGUCCCUGGGGGGGCUCCGGCGCGCCCUGACUCGCCGAGCGGCCGCCGGAGCAGAUGCUGAAGGAGCUCUCCAGAAUGUUCCUUGUCCUCUUCGCUUCUUGAAUUUGUGCCGCCUCUUCCUUCAGAGAACUUCAUCCUAAGACAAUAAAUAGACUUCCAUGCUUACGUAGGGCACCAUGCCGCGCAGCCCGACGUCCAGUGAGGACGAGAUGGCCCAGAGCUUCUCUGACUACUCGCUGGGGUCGGAGUCAGACAGCUCCAAAGAGGAGACCAUCUAUGACACCAUCCGGGCCACGGCGGAGAAGCCCGGCACUGCCAGGACGGAGGAGAGCCAGGGCAACAUGCUGGUGAUCCGCAUCCUGAUCCCGGACCUGCAGCAGACGAAAUGCAUCCGGUUUAACCCAGAUGCCACCGUGUGGAUUGCGAAGCAGCGGAUUCUGUGCUCGCUGAACCAGAGCCUGAGGGACGCCCUGAACUACGGGCUGUUCCAGCCGGCCAGCGGUGGGCGCGACGGCAAGUUCCUGGACGAGGAGCGGCUGCUGCGGGAGUACCCGCAGCCUGCGGGCAAGGGCGUGCCCUCCUUGGAGUUUCGAUACAAGAAGCGGGUGUAUAAACAAUCCAGUCUGGACGAGAAACAGUUGGCCAAGCUGCACACAAAGACCAAUCUGAAGAAAUGCAUGGAUCACAUACAGCACUGCUCAGUGGAGAAGAUCGUCAAGAUGCUGGAGCGAGGCCUGGACCCGAACUUCCACGACCUGGAGACGGGAGAAGCUCCCCUGACCUUGGCCGCUCAGCUGGACGACCCUGUGGAGGUGAUCAAAGCUCUCAGGAAUGGCGGGGCCCACCUGGACUUCCGCGCCAGAGACGGGAUGACAGCCCUGCACAGAGCCGCCCGAGCCAGGAACCAGGUGGCCCUGCAGACCCUGUUGGAGCUUGGAGCAUCUCCGGAUUAUAAAGACAGUUACGGCCUCACACCCUUGUACCACACUGCGAUCGUGGGGGGCGACCCCUACUGCUGUGAGCUCCUCCUCCACGAGCAUGCCUCUGUGUGCUGCAAAGAUGAGAAUGGCUGGCACGAGAUCCACCAGGCCUGCAGGUAUGGACACGUGCAGCACCUGGAGCACCUGCUCUUCUACGGGGCCGACAUGGGGGCCCAGAACGCCUCGGGGAACACGGCCCUGCACAUCUGUGCCCUCUACAACCAGGACAGCUGUGCACGGGUCCUGCUGUUUCGAGGUGGAAAUAAGGAAUUGAAAAACUACAACAGCCAGACCCCAUUUCAGGUGGCGAUCAUAGCGGGCAACUUUGAACUGGCAGAAUACAUCAAGACCCACAAGGAGACAGACGUCGUACCCCUUGUGCCAGCCAGGAGGACCAUCUAUGGGGCUCCUCCUCUCUCCCAUCGCCCUGCCGGUGGCUGGGCACAGUCCUGCAUCUUGGAAGAGCCUGCUGGCCUGUGUCUCCCAGCCCCAGGCUUGCGCAGGACCAGCAGCGGGGAGCAGUCCCACUGGAGCAGCGGCGUGCCCUUCCGAGAGGCCCCCGUGUACUCCAACCGCAGGCGGCGGCCUCCCAACACACUGGCCGCUCCCCGGGUCCUGCUGCGCUCCAACAGUGACAAUAACCUCAAUGUCAGCGCUCCCGACUGGGCCACCUGCCCCGCCACCUCCCACCGCAGCCUCUCACCCCAGCUGCUGCAGCAGAUGCCCAGCAAGCCCGAUGGGGCCAUCAGGACCAUCGGGAGCUACGUGCCUGGGCCCCGCAGCCGGUCCCCGUCGCUCAACAGGCUGGGUGGCACCGGCGAGGAUGGCAAGAGGUCCCAGCAGUCCUGGCACAUCGGGCCAGCCUUCCCGCCUGGCGCCAGGGACGCACUGCCCGCCCACGAGCACCUGGAGCCCAAGAGGAAGCUCUACAGCGCGGUGCCCGGCAGGCUCUUCGUCGUCGUCAGGCCGUACCAGCCCCUGGUCGAUGGCGAGAUCCCCCUCCACCGCGGCGACAGGGUCAAAGUUCUGAGCAUCGGGGAAGGAGGCUUCUGGGAGGGCAGCGCCCGCGGCCACAUCGGCUGGUUCCCGGCCGAGUGUGUGGAGGAGGUCCAGUGCAAGCCCAGGGAUAGCCAGGCAGAAACACGUGCGGACCGCAGCAAGAAACUCUUCAGGCACUACACGGUCGGCUCCUACGACAGCUUCGAUGCUUCCAGUGACUGCGUUGUCGAGGAGAAGGCGGUGGCCCUGCAGAAGAAAGACAACGAGGGUUUCGGAUUCGUGCUCCGGGGGGCGAAAGCGGAUACACCCAUUGAGGAAUUCACGCCCACACCAGCAUUCCCAGCCCUGCAGUACCUGGAGUCUGUGGAUGAAGGUGGGGUGGCGUGGCAAGCCGGACUGAGGACUGGGGACUUCCUGAUUGAGGUAAACAAUGAGAACGUCGUGAAAGUGGGCCACCGGCAGGUGGUGAACAUGAUCCGCCAGGGAGGGAAUCAUCUCAUCCUCAAGGUGGUCACGGUCACCAGGAAUCUUGACCCAGAUGACACUGCCAGGAAGAAAGCUCCCCCGCCCCCCAAGCGCGCUCCCACCACGGCGCUCACCCUGCGCUCCAAGUCCAUGACCUCAGAGCUGGAGGAGCUCGGCCUCUCACUAGUGGAUAAAGCCUCCAUCCGGAAGAAGAAGGAUAAACCCGAGGAGAUUGUCCCGGCCUCCAAGCCAUCCCGAGCCGCAGAGAACAUGGCUGUGGAGUCCAGGGUGGCCACCAUCAAGCAGCGGCCCACCAGCCGGUGCUUCCCAUCUGUGUCAGACAUAAACUCCAUGUAUGAGCGCCAGGGGAUUGCCGUGAUGACGCCCACUGUUCCCGGGAGCCCAAAAGGCCCGUUCCUGGGCCUCCCUCGAGGUACGAUGCGAAGGCAGAAAUCAAUAGACAGCAGAAUCUUUCUAUCAGGAAUAACGGAGGAAGAGCGGCAGUUUCUGGCCCCCCCGAUGCUGAAGUUCACCAGGAGCCUGUCCAUGCCAGACACCUCUGAGGACAUCCCCCCACCACCACAGUCGGUGCCCCCGUCUCCACCCCCGCCUUCCCCCACUGCCUACAACUGCCCCAAGUCCCCAACCCCAAGGGUCUAUGGGACGAUCAAGCCCGCAUUCAGUCAGAACUCUGCCAAGGUGUCCCCGGCAGCCCGUUCGGACACGGUCGCCACCGUGCUGAGGGAGAAGGGGAUGUACUACAGGAGAGAGCUGGACCGCUACUCCCUGGACUCCGAGGACCUCUACAGCCGCAAUGCCGCUGCCCAGGCUAACUUCCGCAGCAAGAGGGGCCAGAUGCCCGAAAACCCAUACUCGGAGGUGGGGAAGAUUGCGAGCAAGGCCGUGUACGUGCCGGCCAAACCGGCUAGGCGGAAGGGCAUGCUGGUGAAGCAGUCCAACGUGGAGGACAGCCCUGAGAAGACAUGCUCCAUCCCCAUCCCCACCAUCAUCGUCAAGGAGCCCUCCACCAGCAGCAGCGGGAAGAGCAGCCAGGGCAGCAGUGUGGAGAUCGACCCCCAGGCCUCAGAGCAGCCUGGCCAGCUGAGGCCCGACGACAGCCGGACUGCCAGCAGCCCCUUCGCGGCGGCCAUCGCUGGGGCCGUCCGUGACCGGGAGAAGCGGCUGGAAGCCAGGAGGAACUCCCCAGCCUUCCUCUCCACGGACCUGGGGGACGAGGACGUGGGCCUGGGGCCACCCGCCUCCCGGAUGCAGCCCUCCACGUUCCCCGAGGAUGACGGGUUCGGCGAGGAGAACGGCGCAGAGCCACUGUCACCCACGUCGGGGGUAGCGCCCAUGGAGCCCGAGAACCAUUUUGUGGCUGUUGGUGAGGCGAUAGCUCAGGGUGAGGCCGGCAGGCCACUGAAUUCCACACCCAAAGCCAAGGGGCCUGAGGGGAGCAUGAUGGGGCUCCCCAAGAGCAGCAACGUGGCCAGCCCUGAGAAUUACGUCCACCCGCUCACAGGGCGGCUGCUGGACCCCAGCUCCCCACUGGCCCUGGCGCUCUCCGCUAGGGACCGAGCCAUGAAGGAGUCCCAGCAGGGGCCCAAGGGGGAAGCCCCGAAGGCCGACCUCAACAAACCCCUCUACAUCGAUACCAAAAUGCGGCCUAGCGGGGAAGCAGGCUUCCCUCUGGUCACCAGGCAGAACACGCGGGGUCCCCUGCGGCGGCAGGAAACCGAGAACAAGUACGAGGCGGACCUGGGCAGGGACCGGAAGGGUGACGACAAGAAGAACAUGCUGAUCCGCAUCAUGGACACGUCCCAGCAGAAGUCGGCCGGCCUGCUCAUGGUUCACACUGUGGGCGCUGCCAAGCCGGACGACUUCCUGGAGGAAGAGGACGAGAAAGAGGAUGAGGAAACAAAGCCAGACGACGCACUGUCGGAGGUGCCAGGAGGUGUUCCUGAAACCGAAGGUGCUUUACCGACCUCCGCCGGCCUCGAGCCCGCUGCCCCCGCGCCCGGCAGGACCAUCACGGCAGCGGGCUCCGUGGAGGAGGCGGUGAUUCUGCCAUUCCGCAUCCCUCCUCCCCCUCUGGCAUCCGUGGAUCUGGACGAGGAUUUUAUCUUCACAGAGCCAUUGCCCCCUCCCUUGGAAUUUGCAAACAGUUUUGAUAUCCCCGACGACCGUGUGGCUUCUGUCCCCGCUCUCUCAGAAUUGGUCAAGCAGAAAAAAAACGAUGCCCCCCAGUCCCCCACACUGAACCCCAGCCAACCUACCGACUCUGUGGACGGUAAGAAGCCAACUGGUCUUUCUAACUGUCUGCCUGCCUCCUUCCUGCCACCCCCUGAAAGCUUUGACACUGUCACGGACUCUGGGAUCGAGGAGGUGGACAGCCGAAGCAGCAGUGACCACCAUCUCGAGACGACCAGCACCGUCUCCACUGUGUCCAGCAUCUCCACCCUGUCCUCAGAGGGCGGGGAGGGCGUGGACACCUGCACAGUCUAUGCAGACGGGCAAGCAUUCACGGCGGACAAGCCCCCAGUACCUCCCAAGCCAAAAAUGAAGCCCAUCAUUCAUAAAAGCAAUGCACUUUAUCAAGACACGCUAGUGGAGGAGGGCGUGCAGGGCUUUGUCAUCCCCCCGCCAGCACCCCCACCGCCGCCGGACAGUGCCCAGCAAGGGACAAAGGUUACUCAGCCAAGGACCUCCAAGUUGUGGGGUGACAUCCCGGAGGUCAAAAGCCCGAUUCUCUCAGGCCCAAAGGCAAACGUGAUUAGCGAAUUAAACUCAAUCCUGCAGCAAAUGAACCGAGAGAAAUCGGCAAAGCCAGGGGAAGGAUUGGAUGCGCCCAUGGGAACCAAGCCUGCCAGCCUCACCCCAAGAAACCCAGAGGUUGUGAGCACCGUCUCAGGUACACGGAGCACGACGGUCACCUUCACUGUCCGCCCGGGGACCUCCCAGCCCAUCACCCUGCAGAGCCGGCCGCCAGACUAUGAUAGCAGGACCUCAGGAACCAGGCGGGUCCCGAGCCCCGUGGUCUCACCGACAGAGAUGAACAAAGAGAUCUUGCCCGCCCCCCACUCUGCUGCUGCGGCGCCUCCGUCCCCCGCCCUCUCGGACGUCUUCAGUCUCCCGAGCCAGCCCUCUCCCGGGGACCUGUUUGGCUUGAACCCGGCAGGACGCAGCAGGUCGCCCUCCCCCUCGAUACUGCAACAGCCAAUCUCAAAUAAGCCUUUUACAAGUAAGCCUGUCCACCUGUGGACUAAACCAGACGUGGCGGACUGGCUGGAAAGUCUAAACUUGGGUGAACACAAAGAGACCUUCAUGGACAAUGAGAUCGAUGGCAGCCACUUACCAAACCUUCAGAAGGAAGACCUAAUAGACCUCGGGGUGACUCGGGUCGGGCACAGGAUGAACAUAGAAAGGGCUCUCAAACAGCUGCUGGACAGAUAAGGGCGGCUGCUCUUCCCCUUUACAGACUUCUUGUUAUAAGUAGAGAUGGGCUUAUACUGAAAUACCUGAAUGGCCAUAAGGUCUGUGAGCACCACCCACUCCAUGGGUCUGUCUCCUGGUACCCAAAGAAAUGCCGAGUGUGUUCAGGGUGGGCCUAUGCAAAGGCCUGCAAACCCCCCAGCUCUGUGGGUUUCUCGGGCUGAGCCUUCUCAACAGGGGACGAGGGAAGGGGGUUUUCUAACAGAAAGAUGCACAGCUUGCCUCCCAGCACAUGGGCAUCCUCACCGGGGCGGGCCCUCUGCCAGAGACUCCCGCCGGGCCAGCACGGGAUCCUUGCUCUCACAGGCAGACACCGACGUACCUAGAUACCUCCUGGGACCUCCCUCCCGCUUUCCAGGGGGUGGCACGAGGCCUGUCCCCCACCUGUGGCCCCCGGGAGCCCCUCAGUGCUCACUCGCUCCCUUCUUUCCUGCACUUUGCUUGCAGGGUGACACCCCCAGACAUGUUCAUCCAGUGCCCCUUUUUGGGCCUCAAAGGUAGAGCAGCUUUUCUUCCUGCAGAUUAUUGACCCCAUCUCUGCGUGCGGCGUGCAUCUGUGGCCCUCUGGCCAUGAGGUUCUCGGCAGUGGUGGGGCAUUUGAGUGGAAUCGUGCCCAGCUUUGCCCAGCUUUAUUUCUGCAAACCUCUUAGCGUAAUUCCAAAGUGGCCAAAGAGCUGUCACAUGGAGUUAGUCAAAGCACAAAGUCACGAUUCCAAGGAGGAGGGGAGACCUAGCUGCAAGACGCAGCCAGCAUGCGGCUCCUGCUGGGUCCAAAGUCUUCUCGAGGCCAAGAGCAGUUGUCUGCCGGAGCAUCUCUCCAGGAUUUGAGACAGGGGUUCUCUGCCUUUGGGAAUUUUUUUUAAUUGAAAGGGUGUUGAAUUCUGCAAAGAUCAGAGCAGGUGAGCAUGCACUUCGACAUGAGGGCCAGACUCACGGGUACUGGUGGGCACAUGCUGCUGCCAGGGGGUGGUAUCUUCGCCCAGAGCUGAGUGGGGCAUGGUGACCUCAGUCCUGAGCCUGGCCAAGGGUAGGUGUCUCUACUGACACCCCUUUGCUCUCUAAGGCCAGGGAAGGCAGGACAUAGAGGUGUUUUCUCUUUCUCUCUGAGUGUCCAGGAACCCCACCAACAUGUCUUAAUAGUACACAGACUUUUGAGAGCCCAGUGGGUAUGGCAUAUGGAUGGCACAGAGGCUGCAGGGAGGGUGCAGGCAGGGAGGAAAGAGUGGGGGGCAGGGGGGGAUUCCUGGUCCACUGGCCACUGUCCCGCCUCUGGCAAGGCCUUUAGGAGCCCAGCCCCAUUCUGCUCCCUGGAGCUCCCGCCCCUGUAACAAUACCUCUGAUUUCCAAGGGAGGUUGCCGAUCGCACAUGGGCCGCCAAACAUCCAGGCUUCCAGUACAUUCUCCCACAUUUGGAAGAAACUCGAACGUCAGGUUUUUGGCUUUAUUAUGACUUCAGAACUAGCCUAGCCCAUCUCUAAUUAUAAAAACAUGAUUUUUUUUCCCUUUUUUUUCUUUAUGCUCACAGUCAAGUGUCUGAUUAGGUUUGGAACAGCUCUAGAAUGAAUACGUAAAAAUUAGCAAUUUAAAAUUUCUUUACUGCAAGUUUAAAUAGUUGUACAGAUAGUUUAUAAGCACAAUAUUUUAAGAAAAAAAAGUGGCUGGUCUACUAGGCAGCCUUUGUGCCACUUCAGUGCUAGAAAGUUAAAGAAAAAAAUUUUGUGAUUUAAUAAUCCUAUUUCUGUGGAACAAUAAUAAAAGUAUGACCUUUUUAAAUCGACCUCAUUUGGAUGCACCUGAACCAGCAGCGCUGUGUUACAUUUUCUAUCUUUGCUAGAACUUUGUCAUCAAAGGACAAUUAUUCAAAAGUGGUUACAAUUCACAAUGCAGCAGUUUCUCCCAAAUCUCACACACACACGCACACAAUUUCUCCAACUACAUGCCCCUGAGUUGGAAACUGAGCUUUGGAUCUUCUCCUAUUCCAAAAUCUUUUGCAGGUUGAUCGUUGUAUUUGAAUGAUUCCAUCCAACUUGCAAUCAAUUGAGUAUUAAGGCACUUUACUGCACAUACUUUUGAUUUUUCCAUCGUGAGAUGAAUAUUAGUCUAGAGAAGUGUCACGCCAGGAUGCCACAGGUGGCCUGUGAGGCUGCCUGAUAUUAUGAUGAUGCAAAAAUGGUGGAUUGGCCAGUAUUUGUCUUCCACUUGGCAACACUGCAAAGUUCAGUCAAACACGAUCUCACCAUGGCCCGUGUCCUUUGCCUAUAUUGAUGUUACCUCUGUGCUCAUGCCAGGCCAAAGGCUACACAGAAUGGGCAUGAAGGCAGUGGCUGGCAGUGUCCCCAGUCGCUCCCCAGUGGCUUUAGGUUGGCGGCCAGUGGCAAGAGCUGGCUGCCCCUCCCCUUCUUAAAGAGCCUUCAAACCACGAGCAAACAGGGUGACGACGGAAACAAGAGCUGGUUCGAUCAUUCGUUUUUACCUUGUCUUACUGUAGAAGAGUCACAGAACCUGCCAGAACCUGCACUGGCCGCAGAACGCACAACGCUGAGGUGAAUCAGUCUCUAGCUUUAGUUGAUGGUUUUGCCACCGAAAAGCAAUAGUUUCUCAUCCACAGCUCCACCCCCUGCUCUCCCACUCGGGGCGUGUCGGACCAGGCCCUAUUCCAUGACCUCUUUAAUGGUGGAACAAAUGUUAAACUGCUCAUAUAAAGAUCAUGUUAAUGCUAUUCCAGGUUUUAAAAUCAACUUUUGUUACAUACUGUAAUUUAAACAAACCACAUUCACAUGCCUACUUUCUGUAAUAUUGUGUACACAAAACCAAAAUCACUCAAGAUGUAAAUUCUGUAUACCUGCUCAGAUACCUUCUCAGGGUGUCUGUGCAUUUUAAGUUAAUUCAUAUAAAAAUGACUCAGUGUGACUGUUGAUUUGCUGAUCCCUACAUGUCACAAAGUGAUUUGUAGUACUUUAGUUAAUAAAAUGGUGAUUUUUUUUGAAUUAUUGAACAAGCAAGUAUUAUCCAGGUGAUCUGGCAAUGACUUUUUGUGUGUGGGCCACAAAUAUUGAUUUUUCCCAUUAAUAAAUUUUUUUGGUUUUUAGAAACUAUUGUUUCACACUAUAGUUUGUGUAACACAUGUUCACAUUAUCUGUUGCUGUUACUAUUGUGCUUUUAUUCUUUUUAGACUUUAUUUAAAAACAAAAAACAAGCUCCUGUAAUUUGCACUUUCUCCCAAUCCUUAAGUCUCUUGUAUGGCAACCAAAACUACUGUAAAAAGACAAAUAAAUAUACUAUUGCACUAA
Manis javanica (Malayan pangolin) is the source of this 9464-nucleotide messenger RNA. The record is from RefSeq and is a predicted model, not a curated record. NCBI's taxonomy places the organism in Eukaryota, Metazoa, Chordata, Mammalia, Pholidota, Manidae.